UCCGGUCUAUUUAUGAGCCGAAUAGAAAAAAAUGAAAUUACAUUCUCUAAAAGGUUAAGUAAUUACAUAUGUUAGUCAAAUUUCAAAUGAUCAGUGCUUGUGCGGGCAAAGGCUCUGAUAAAACUGCUCUGAACAUUAAUAAAGCUAGAUUGAUUUUUUUGUGAGGAGUAUAACUCUGCAACACAGGGACAGUUUAGGUUAUUUAAUCAAUGAAUGUGGUGUGAACAGAUGACAGGGCUGGUGAACUUCACUCAUCAGUUCCAAAGGAUGAGACAUUGCAGACAUCACAUAAACUAACACAUAUAAAGUAUAAGUGACUUACCAAACUGUCGAGUUGUAGUUACAAAAACAAUCUCCUACGAUGUCACAAGUGACACAAAAUAAACCACAAAAUCUAAAUAUGUUAUUGUGAGAAAAAUAAGUUUUCUGGGAAAUUGGACUUUUUCUGAGCUUUGGAAAAGUUUUACAAAGAUUAACACUCCAUAACUUAAAAAUAUACAAUGUAAAGAGUAAUAAAGGACUAUGUGUAUAGAUGGGGAUGUGCUGUUAACAGCUUUACGAGCAACUCUUUUACAAUUGUCAUCUAUGGGAGAAAAUUUUUUUUUUGAGACGCAGGGGAUUUUUGCUGCAGUACCACGAGUGGCCACUGGACAAAAUCUGCUUCAGGGUCGAUAGAGUCAUGAUGGUUGGAAGUAGUUGGGAGAAGGCAUUCGCAAUGGUUUAUGGGAUGAUUAGUUCGUCACUGUUAAAAAUAAUUAUAUACACAACAAUGCUGCGUUCCAGUAUAACUCGGAAAUCAGAACGGCCUCCGAGUCGGAAAGUGGAAAGUCGGAAUUCCGACUCGGGAGGUCGGAAAAAAAAUCACCGACUUCCGGGGUCCGAAUUCCGAGGAACGCUGCACUUUUUCUUUUUCCCUUUUUUUGUUGUUGCUCCGAAAACAAUGUUUUGUGUUAACGAUUAAUCUCGUUUAUUGGCUCUUUUCCAGGCUUAAAAAAACCAACACACUCUUUAUAGACGGAUUUUUUUUAUGAAACGCCAGAACCGGCGGGGCCGUUGAGAAAGCGGAAAUACGUCACACAGUUGUCAGGCGGCUCCAAAUUUGAAAAGGUGUCAGGUCAGUGUCGGUGGAGCGACAUGUAACAAACAGACGGACCGACACGGGGUCGUGAAGCAGCUGAGGCGGAGGAGACCACACAAACAACACGGUGUGUGCACCGCUCCUGUUUCAUCCACAAGUCACUCUACCUCUUUGCUCGUUGUGUUUGGGGGGCAAAGCUUGCACACAGGACCGGGGGACAAGAUGCAGUACACCCCUGAAUCAGGUGUUUACCCCGAGCACUGCAAAGGCCAGCGCUGUUACGACUGCUGUGACAGUGGGUACUCGGGUCUCUUCCACAGUCCACAGAGCGUCAGCGUGGGGGACUUCUGCGGCUCUUUGUCGCCCGUGGAAUUCACCGAAACGCCCAAAGAGAACAUCAGGCUUCCCGUCACACCUAAAGAGCGGAUCAGAGAGUCCAGGGGAGCACAGCAGCCGUCCGCACUUAGCUGGUGCGAGACUCCCAAAGUACAUAAAAGAGAUGCUUCGUUGCGACACAGACUUCAGAUGUGCAAACCCAACACGGACGUCAAAGGUGUCAGAUCGCCGUGCACCAGAAGGACGGAGUCGUCCGGCGGCGCCGGGUCUGCACACUGGCUCAGUGCAUCGUUUGACUCUCUGGACACGCUGACCGGGGCUCUGGCAUCGAGCACUUUGAACCUGGAGCAGGACCUGCCGCUGUCCGGUGGGAAACGUCGCCUGCUCUUCUCACAGAUCAGGACCUCCACGCGCGAAGAUGGCAAACUCCACUCCGGCCUGCCUGCCGAGUUUGCGACGAGAGUUUCACUCUCGGCUGCAGAUUUCAGUCAGAGCUUUUCUGCCUCUGAUCAUGUUAAUAUUGAGACUCCUUGCUGUAGAAAAUCCCUGCCUGCCUCAUCCAAGGAAAACUCUCCAAUCCGUGUUGCGGCGAGCGACCUGAACGACGUCUUUUGCACACCAUCCUCCUCACAUACCCCCAAAUACAUUAGGUCUGUGUCUGAAGACAGUGGUUUCAGUUCCCUGACUCUGGAUAAAUCCCAGGACUCGUCCGUGGACCACGAUGGCUCGUUCCAGGAGCUGCUGCUCUCUGCCUCCAGAAAAAACUGUGAAAAUCUCCCAAAUGUCGCGGAGGCAAAGCGGCGCUCCCGUCUGCAGCGUCAGCACCGGCUCUCCACGCUUAAAGAAGGGGGCUCUCAGUCUGAGGAAGACCUCACAGACAGACAGCACGGACAUCGCCAUCCGUGCCGCAGCCAUUCUAAAGAUGUUUUUGCCGACGACGCCACCCCUCGCAGGGCUCUUGCUCUUAAAUGUGGUAAUGGCUUGACCUCUGAUGCCACCCCACUUAGAGCCUCGGUGGUCAUGCCAGAAAACUUGACGCCGUUAUGCACAACCCCUGCUAACCCUGACGAGACCCCAGUCAAUCUCUCCCUCACUCCGGCUCUGCAGCUGGUUCAUGCCAUGUGCCAGCAAAAAGCCCAGAUGUUCGCCGGCCAAAGUCCGAGCCUGAAGGAGCAGCUGAAGUCCACGGCGUCGCUGGCCGAGACCCCGGGCACGUUCAGGACCGCCAUGCCGCUGGCGGGACUGAUCGGCAGGAAGAUGGGCCUGGGGAAGAUGGACGUUCUUACAGAACUGAAGAAGAGGAACCUCAGGCACAUCCUGGCCGUCAUACUCGGCCACCUGACCCCUGAGAGCCUCUACAGGUGUGGUCAGGUGUGCAAAAGCUGGAAGGAAAUGAUCCUGCAGGACAAGCGAGCUGUCUUUAGGAGGAGGAGCCACCUGAGUGAAAUUCGUGCUUCUCUUGAGCUCGGUGCUCCGGUCCACGUCCCCGACGCAGAGACCAGACUGACGCUGCUGAAGAGGUCGGCCCUAAAGACGGUUCAGGCCCGGUCCAGGACCUCCAGCUUCUGCACGCCGCAGUCAGGAAGUAGCACUUUGAUCCACCCCGAGCACAGCUUCGUACUUUCAAGCGGCGGCAGCAGCAGCAAACGGGAUAAAUUUCUAGAAGUCGCCAAAACCCUCUUCAACGACGAGUGCCUGAAGCCCUGUCCUCGGUGUGAGCACCCUGCGAGAUGUCACUCGGUGAAAGGCGAAGGUGUGUGCAGCCGCGCCGAUUGUGGCUUCCAGUUCUGCACCUCCUGCCUGUGCACUUUCCACGGCUCCAGGGAGUGCUGCAGCCGCUCCGCCGGCCGGCGCAAGAGUGACAUACUUCUUCCCGGAAGUGCUCAGAGCCGGCGAAACGUAAGGAGACUAUGAGAACGAGGUGAACUAGCUUUCCUUCCUGCGAAGUCCAAAAGUCCAUUGGACAUUUUUUCCAUGACUGAUGGAUGAAAACGAGGUUUGGCAGCAAGGAAAGCGAUUGGUUGGUAGAUGGGAACAAGUUCUGCACUCAUGAUUUUGUCUUUGUGCCUGUCUAUGUACUGUAUGGCUCCUUUUUUCAACUCGACUCUUUUUCUUCUGUGUUUUUAAUCAUGAAUUCGAAGGAAGGCAGCACAAUGCCUGAAUUCUGCUGUUGAUGUCAUUCUCGAUACACUGCGUUUAAAGUGUAGAGAAUGUUUUUUUUAAACUUCCUCUAAACAUUUUCAGCUUUUACCAAUGUCUUUUUCAAAUACGUUUUAAAAUAAAUUUUGUGACUAUUUUAUUUUUUACA
Scophthalmus maximus (turbot) is the source of this 3722-nucleotide messenger RNA. It is a transcript of the gene fbxo43, whose product is annotated as F-box protein 43. The coding region runs from base 1301 to 3328 and encodes 675 amino acids. Gene Ontology annotation, molecular function: zinc ion binding; protein binding. The transcript is spliced from 6 exons. The record is from RefSeq and is a predicted model, not a curated record. Lineage: Eukaryota; Metazoa; Chordata; Actinopteri; Pleuronectiformes; Scophthalmidae. Gene Ontology annotation, biological process: regulation of mitotic nuclear division; negative regulation of meiotic nuclear division. Gene Ontology annotation, cellular component: nucleus.